ACACGGCGUCACAGUUACUUCAUCUGCCUGUGGACGUUUGAGCUCUUCGUGUGUAACCCGAUAGAUAAGUUGUCUGUAAAAUCUAUUUGUUGCUAUUUUCAUUCAUGGUAUUUCAGUAUAAUCAGCUAAGUGACGCUUAUCAGUAAUAAUAAGAAUAUGUGUUAAUACGGGGGGCGUGACAGUUGCUGAAGAGUAACAACAACAUCACAACAAAAACAACGACUCCGCUUCCGGUUUCUGGAUGUAGCUGUCAGACUCCAGCAUCAUUUUUCUUUUUUUUUUUUUUAACUGGGAGUUGCUUUAUCAGCAGGUCAGUGGCUUCAUGUAGCUGUCAUGGAUUAUUUGUAGUUCACUUUGGUGCUGUUUUCCAAAGUGUCAGCGGCCAAAAAAAUGCAAUUAGUUGGCUGUUAGUCAGCCUCCGUUACUGGUGUUAGUAUGAGCGAAGGAGAGGUGUUUCACGAGAAGCAACGGUUGGAGCUGUGCGCAAUUCACGCACUCAACAAUGUACUCCAGGAGCGAGUGUUUACUAAGGAGACAGCCGAUGACAUCUGCAAACGGCUGGCUCCACAGUGUGUGGUUAACCCCCAUCGGUCAGUGUUAGGUACAGGGAACUAUGACGUUAAUGUCAUUAUGGCGGCACUACAGAGCAGGGAGCUGGCUGCAGUGUGGUGGGACAAACGGAGGACAGUUCAGAGUCUUUGUAUGACCAAAGUCCAGGGCUUUAUUCUUAAUGUCCCAUCACGGGUGUCUUUGGGAAUUGUGUCCCUCCCACUCCGGCGGCGACACUGGCUUGCAGUUCGGCAAGUUAAUGGACAGUACUACAACCUGGACUCCAAACUGAAGAGUCCGGUGUGCAUUGGGGGAGAAUCAGAACUACGUACAUUUCUCAGUGAACAGCUUUCUCAGGAUGUGGCAGAGAUGCUUCUGGUUGUCCAGCGGGAGGUGGAAGAGGACGGCUCAUGGCUGAACCCUGAAAACCCUAAGUGAUGCCUUUGUAUAACAUGGAGACAAAAAGAAAAACCUUCCUCUGGGAAAAUUACAGACAUUUUUUUUUUCCUUUUUCUUCAGGGAAUGCACUAAAAUAGAUUUAAUAUUGAAACAAACACAUAAAGGAAAUUCCAAAGAGAAGCAAAGACAGAUGUUUACUCCUGACAUGAAGAACUUCUUUUCAUUGUAACAGCUGUUAAAGCUUUCAUUCUGGUAUGAUCCAUGCAUAUACGCUAUUCAUCCUUCUUAUGGUACUUUUGCUUUUAACACAGCAAAGGAGCAUUUUUAAAGACAAAAUUGCAAGUAUUGAGGCAAGUGUGAGCUUGUUUAUUGACACUUCAGUUGUGACAAAUGCAUUAUUGCCUCCCUUCAACUUUCUUAUUAACCUUCUAUGCACUGCAGAAUUUUGUAAGCACUUAUUGUCUUUUUCAUGCUUCUACAGGCUCAGAUACAAUAAUGACAUCACCUGGGGUCUGUACUACAAAGCGGGAUUUGGGAUUUAGUGAGAUCACUUUAUGUAACAAAGGCGGUUCAUCUCAUAGUAUUAUACAUCACCAUGGUAACUAAUGCUGAAGACCUAACCUGUUCAAGAGCAGGUAAUGUUUGCAGUGCACGACCAGUCAGUUCACUUGAAAAUUCAAGAAAAGAAAAAUGAGGUCUUAGUGAUAUUGUCUCUUUUAUCUCCCAUGUAAUGAAACACUCAUAUGAUUGAUAUCAAUUCUCAGCAAAGGAUCACUGCUUAUCUAAAACUGGCUGGUUAAAGUAUUGAUUCUUAUCAGCCUUAUGAGAUGUAGAUGUUGACUAUUUGUUGUUUUUUCAUAUAAAAAUCGCUGGAUUGUGUGAGGAUUUUCUGGAGUGUUUUCAUUCUUUAGCUGCAGUUUCACUGCAUCUCUGCCAAAUUGUGUAACUAUUUACCUGCAUGUUCAUCUUCUAAGACAACCAGGUCGAUGAAUGUUUGCAACUUGAUCACAAAUUACAAAACUUUUCAUUCUUAAAAUGUUUUUUCAUACUAACUUUUGAUAGUUUAUAUACUACUAUGCAUUUUUUUCUUACCCCAGGUUGUAUUUGACAGAAUGCGGCUUGUAUUGUACGACAUUCCAGGUAAUUCAGUGUGUUUGUUGUUGAGGAUUACAGUCUGUUUCUCUAGUGAUACAUUUGUGACUAAAGGUCUGUUUUUGGAUAUGUCAUCUAGUGCCAACACUGCCCUUUUUACAUCAACAUUCACAUAUCCUGAGAAAACUUGGGUCUUCUUACCAAAACUUGGUUACCAAUAACUAACAACAUCAUUUAGAGUUAUCUUGCUUGUUACUUUUUGUGAGACCAAACCGAAAGUCUGUGAUAUUUUUCAACCUGCUUCUGAGUACAGGCCCCAGUUAAAUCAAUGAAGGGUUACACUAGGGUGUCUGAAUGUUGUCCCUUUGCUGAACGUCACAUUUCAAGCGUUGAAAUGUGACAUUUCUCUUCUCAGUUACUGUUACCGUACAGUGAAUCCUGUAGUACAUCACAAUGAACAUUCUGUAUCUUUUUACAUUUUAUUUUUGUGUGACGUAGUUGAAUCUAAACUGACAUGAAGUUUUCAAAAACAGGUUCAUUGUGAUGGAUUACCCAGUGAAUCCAGGUUUCAUUGCUGUUCAUUGUCACAGUGUGGCUGCAUGAAAGCUAUAAAGAUCAUUUUAAUGUAAAGGAAAAUAUGCAGGAAUGUACACUGUUGUUGACACGAGCAAAAACACUAGUUCUGUGACUGUAUGUAGUCUUUGUUCUUUUUUUCUCGCCUGUUGAACUAUGCAUAUCAAAAGCAUUAGGAGCAUUGUUGCUGAUACACACUAGUGACUAACUUACCCCAGAACCUACAGCUGAUUGGUUAAUAAUGUUGAUGCUUAUUUAUAUUAAACAUUGACUUAUUGUUUCAAGUAGGAAAUUAUUGAAAAGCAUUUUGUGUGUUAUUGUUAUCCAGAAGCCUUACAGAAAUGAUGAAGCUCAUUGUCAGGUUAUUGGAGUUAUUUUUAUUUAUAUUAGACUCUCGAGUGUAAAAGGAUGCCAUUCAAAAGGAGCAUUGAUAACCAUACAAACUCAAGGGUUAACAAGGGCAAUUGGCAAGGAAGGGGGACUCAAUAAAAUCUCAAACCAUACCAUAUAUACACAAAAACACCUUGGAGAGAUCUCAUAAACCCAAUGCUAUACAUAGUUUUUAUUGCUUGUUACGGUAGAGCUACUGCAGCACCAGUAGCAAGAAUCAUAUUGCUAUGUACCUGCUGUUGUUGCAUGGGAUUUGUAGUUCUCCACUCUCAAGAUUUGAGUGGCAGUUGUAGUUCUCCAUUCACUCAUUUAAACAGGGUCUUGCAGCCCUCUUUUUUUUUCUUUUUUAAGAGCAAAGGUUCAUGAUUAUUCAGAUAUUAUAGACAGUGAGAUAUACAGUACAGAGUACCAUAAUGUAAUACAAGGAAAAUACAGAAUUGCCACCUAUAAAAA
Melanotaenia boesemani (Boeseman's rainbowfish) is the source of this 3456-nucleotide messenger RNA. It is a transcript of the gene josd2, whose product is annotated as Josephin domain containing 2. The transcript has 5 exons. The record is from RefSeq and is a predicted model, not a curated record. Gene Ontology annotation, biological process: protein deubiquitination. Gene Ontology annotation, molecular function: cysteine-type deubiquitinase activity. Bases 436 to 987 code for a protein of 183 amino acids. Lineage: Eukaryota; Metazoa; Chordata; Actinopteri; Atheriniformes; Melanotaeniidae.